CAUGGACCGAUCCGCGGUGGCGAGGGUGGGUGCGGUGGCGAGCGCCAGCGUGUGCGCCCUGGUGGCGGGGGUGGUGCUGGCCCAGUACAUUUUCACCUUGAAGAGGAAGACGGGCCGGAAGACCAAGAUCAUCGAGAUGCCUGUAUCCAAGCCCUGCAUCUCUCUGGAUACUGCUUACUACCUAUGCUGUUGUUCUAGGACAAAUUCAAGGACAAAGGAACUCAGAGUACUUUUAAGGAAGAUUGGAUAACCAAGAAAUGCCUAAUCAAGAUUCUGCUGUACAUGUGAAAAUGAUGCCAGAAUUCCAGAAAAAUUCAGUUCGCAUCAAGAACCCUACAAGAGUAGAAGAAAUUAUCUGUGGUCUUAUCAAAGGAGGAGCUGCCAAACUUCAGAUAAUAACAGACUUUGAUAUGACACUGAGCCGAUUUUCCUACAGAGGGAAAAGAUGCCCAUCGUGUCAUAAUGUCAUUGACAACUGUAAGCUAAUUACAGAUGAAUGUCGAGAAAAGUUACUGCAACUAAAGGAAAAGUAUUAUGCUAUUGAAGUUGAUCCUGUUCUUACUAUGGAAGAGAAGUACCCUUAUAUAGUAGAAUGGUAUACUAAAUCACAUGGUUUGCUUGUUGAACAGGCUUUACCGAAAGCCAAACUUAAAGAAAUUGUGGAAGAAUCUGACAUUAUGCUCAAGGAAGGAUAUGAGAAUUUCUUUGAUAAGCUGCAACAAUAUGGCAUUCCUGUGUUCAUAUUUUCGGCUGGUAUCGGUGAUGUACUGGAGGAGGUUAUCCGUCAAGCUGGUGUUUAUUACUCAAAUGUCAAAGUAGUGUCCAACUUCAUGGAUUUUGAUGACAAUGGGCUGCUCAAAGGAUUUAAAGGAGAACUAAUUCAUGUGUUUAACAAACAUGAUGGUUCCUUGAAGAAUACGGAAUAUUUCAAUCAACUGAAAAAUAAUAGCAACAUCAUUCUGCUGGGAGACUCCCAAGGGGACUUAAAAAUGGCAGAUGGAGUAGCCAAUGUUGAAUACAUUCUGAAAAUUGGAUAUCUAAAUGAUAGAGUGGAUGAGCUUUUAGAAAAGUACAUGGACUCUUAUGAUAUUGUUCUAGUAAAAGAUGAAUCAUUGGACGUAGCCAACUCUAUCUUACAGAAGAUUCUAUAAACAAGCAUUCUUCAAGAAGACCUCUCACCUGUGGGUGCAAUUGAUCCAAGAGCUGCUCAUCUGUUCAUCUUGUUAAAAGACUUUUAUUUAUAAUAUAUUCUUGCUCUUGAAGUUCUUCCUCUCUAUUACUGAAGUAUUUUCAGAUUUGUUGAAUCCAUCAACUGGAAGCUCCUUUUUCUCCACCUCUGUCAACACACUCCUCACUAUAUUUUUUAACAGAUUAAAAAUCUUAGAGCAAAAAUUUGAAAAAUAACUCCCUACAUUUCCAGAGUAAAUUUUGUAGCUUAAUGUUAUUAUGACGUUUUUGAGAAGUCUUUUUACAUUGGGAACGUUUGUAGAAGUUAAAAAAGUUUCAUGAAAUGGUGAAAUAAUGUGCAUGUUUUUAAGUGUUGUCAUUUUUAUAAUUUGGGUGAAUUAUGCUGAUGGUAUUAACCAUCUCCUAAAAUUGUGUUAUGUUUGGUUAUUUUGUUUGAUGAAAAAUUGGUAUUUACCAAAAAAUAUUGGCACUUGAUGUUUGAAGAAAAUCUAUUGGUAUCUACAUGUCACUAAUCAUUACAAAAUGUUCUGUAUUGAAGCACUGAUGAUAAACAUGAAAUGAAAAGCCUUUUUAAUUCUGUCGAUUAUUAUUCAUUCAGCAAACCUGCCAUGUUUGCAUGUGUGAUGUGUGAACCCUAAUGUCCUUGUCAUAGUGGUUAUUUAGAUUGAUUAUUUUCAGAUUUACACACGAUAAGAAUAAAAAAUUUUUGCAGAGAAAA
Messenger RNA from Hippopotamus amphibius kiboko, 1906 nucleotides. RefSeq names its product 5'-nucleotidase, cytosolic IIIA (gene NT5C3A). Gene Ontology annotation, cellular component: cytoplasm. The coding region runs from base 258 to 1151 and encodes 297 amino acids. Gene Ontology annotation, molecular function: magnesium ion binding; 5'-nucleotidase activity. The transcript is spliced from 11 exons. The record is from RefSeq and is a predicted model, not a curated record. Lineage: Eukaryota; Metazoa; Chordata; Mammalia; Artiodactyla; Hippopotamidae.